Molecule: messenger RNA, 5939 nt
Organism: Prorocentrum cordatum
Lineage: Eukaryota; Dinophyceae; Prorocentrales; Prorocentraceae
Source: the annotation of a GenBank genome assembly
AAGUGUGGCUCAAACGCAGGCGUCCCAGGGCCAGCGGAGACAUCGCAUGGAGACGACACAGGUUUCAGCUGCAUGCACGGGAGAUCUGCCACUUCCAGGGCAGUGCCCUGCGGUGACCCUGUACGUUGACUGGGCCUCUUGGGGGCUGUUUCAUAUAGUAUGGCCCUUCGCAGUGCAGAUGAUUCUGAGCAUACUGUUCCUCGUUCUGCUGCACCCCGCGUACGUGGCGGCCUUCUACAGGAACCAGAACUUCCAGCGACGGGCGAAGACGUACUUUGGCACGAGCGACCGCCCGAAGGUGGCCCGGCCGCUGGGCCUCGUGGUCUUCUCCACGGUCCAGGUGUUCUCCUCGCUAGCGGCAGUCGGCAUCUGGGUGUUCCACACGUACCGGCGGAAGACCUCCCGCGUCACGAACAGUGUCUUGUUGGCGUUGGCGUUUGUGGACGUGGCCUGCUGGAUCACGGGCCGCGUCUCGAGGAGCUGUGAGCUGUCCAGCCUCUGGGAGCUCAACGCGAUCGUCGACGUGUCAACGUGCACCCCCGUCUUCGCACGAGCGCUUGGUUUGCUCAGCGGGUACGACGACUGGCUGAGCCUUCAUUUUCUCAGAUCUUUCUCGGCCCUGAACAGCUUCGAGCGGGCACGGCGUAUAGCACAGCUCGACGUGCACACAGCGGGGUUGGCACAGGUGCGAGUGCAGCUCGCCUUGCGAGUCGUUUCCCUUCUGACCGUGAUGGCUGGUACGAUUUUUACGUUCGAGGUUUUAGGGGAUCCCCAUUGGUUGAGAGACAGCUUUGUGGAAACUGAAUCUGGUGACUCGGUCUCAUUCGUGCAAAUGGUAUACUGGAUAGUUGUGUCGAUUACUACUGUUGGUUAUGGUGAUUUUGCUCCGAGGACUGUGCUUACACGAGUUAUGACGACCGUAUUCAUUGUCGUGGGUGUUGCUUCAAUCUACAUCAUCCAGUUCACUUUUACAGAGUUGAUGAGACGUCAGCACGAGGGCACUGGAAGAUAUUGGCAUCGCAGUUGGGGCCAGAGAAGGCACGUGGUGGUCAUUUUGAAUCACAAGGGUGAGGCCUCGCGCGCAGCUCCGUUGAUCCACGGUCUGUUACAGGAACUGAUGCAUGCUUCGCACAAUCAGGCCGAGGAUUAUCAUGAUCUCGCAUCCUCUGCGUGGUCGCAUUUCCGCCGCUGGUGCCAGAGCGGGAUAUCGAAGCCCAAGAAGAAUUGGCCCGACGUAGUCAUAUUCUCGCCCACGAAGUGGGAACCCGAAAACAGCGACGAUUCGACCUUCCAGAAGUUCCUGGAAAUGACGGAGGAGUUCCCUCGGAAUGUGCGGAGCCGUGUCUGGUUUCUCGUCGGCGAUGCAACGUCGCGGUCAGAUCUAGACCGCGCCCGGGUGCGGGACAGUGCCUUGACGUACAUGCUCUCGGACAUACGGAGCCUUGCGCCCGAUCGGGACGACGCGCAGACCAUCCACGCGGCCGUGGUCCUGAGAGAUUUCUACCCCGACGUGCGCCUGCGCCUCAUGGUGAACAAGCCAGAGUCCAAGGUCCUGGCGCUGCAGGCGGGCUUCGAGACCACCCGGUGUAUCUCGACGCGGGAGCUCGCCGCCAGCAUGAUGGCGCAGAACGCGCGGUGCCAGGGCCUCCUGCCUGCGGUCGCCGCGCUGAUGAAGUCCGUGGACGCGGACGACGAGGAGUUCUUCGUGCGGCGCGCCGCGGAGCAGUUCCUGCAGCACGCGGGGCCCGCCGGAGCCGCGCCCGCCGGCGCCGGCUGGCCCGGCGAGGGCGCAGGCGGCACCUGGACAGGCAGGGGCUCGAAGAGGACCAGCGCCGGCAGCAUGGCCAGCAUCAGCAACUGCAAGAACAUGGACGAGAUCAACAAGGUGCUGCGGAAGAGCCAGACGCAGUGGAGCAGCAGGACGCAGAGCUACGAGUACACGGACCCCUGGCUGUUCGAGUACCUGGAGGGGACCGCGCACGCCGCGUUCGGCUUCGACCUGCACCAGAAGUUCGAGGGUGUGGGCUUCGGGGCCCUGGUGAUAUCCGUCUACGGGGAGACAGGCGCGAUCGUCCUCGGGGUGCAGGCAAAAGGGAGGGUCGUUCUAUGCCCCCAGGCAAAGGGUUGGAGGGCCCGCGCCGGCAUGGUCUGCUUCGCGAUCGCCAGGUCGUCGAGCUCUCUGGACCCCGUGCGCCUGAGCCGGGACGACAGGACCUCCUGGCGGAACACCUUCCAGGUAUCCAGGCGGCUCCGUCGCGCGCAGGGGGUGCGCAGGGGGAGGCACCUGGACGCGGCCGAGAUGAUCGGCCUCUCGCUGAGGAGGGCGCUGAUGCCGCCCCAGGGCGCCGGGGCCGGCGAAGGCUCCCUCGCGGGGCCGGACACGCCGAAGUACCCCUCCGCCACCUGGCAGCCGACGAUCGACACCUCGCUCGAGAUCACCAGGGACGUGAGCAGGGAGCUGAGUUCCCCUACUCGCCGCAGGAGGAGCUUCGGCAGAGCAGAGGUGGCACCACCGCUCCAGCCGUCCGCCCCCGCGGAGAUGCAGGGGGCCGAGGCCGCCCGAGCCCUGCGGGAGAGCCUGCAGCCUGGCGAGGACCUGAUGAUGCUCGUCGUCUGCGAGGGGGGCUCCUGGCAGAUGGUGCGGACGUUUCUGAGGACCCUGCGGCAGGACCACCUCCCCGUCAUCCAGCCGGUUGUGGUGCUGGCACCCGCGCGGGCCCCGCCCGGCCUCCUCGAGGACUACGGCUUCCGGGUGGCUUGCAUGCAGGGGUCCUGCCUGCAAGCGCAGGCCCUGGUGGAGGCGGGGCUGCUCGAGGCCAGCACGGUGGUGGUGCUCGCAGGGGAGCCCGCCGAGCACAGCCGCCUGUCGGACCACAACCUCAUUCUGUGCGCGCAGGUGCUCGACUUUUGGCUGGGCGCGUUCCCGAAUCGGGUCUUCGUUUCCUUCGAGCUGCGGGACUCGGCGUCCGCGAGACACUUGCCGAAGCUGCGUGGCAAGACGGUCUCCGAGGACCGUUCAGACCUGCACCAGUGGGCUAUGACAGGGGUUGAAGGCAGCCACUGGCGUGGAGGAGAGCCGCUGUCUCCAGUCGGCGUCAUAAACAGGCGCAGGUCCGCAGGCUCUCUAGGGAUCACGUCGUCUUUCACGAAGCACGGCGAGCCCGCCGGGGACGCGCUGGCGAUAAGCCGGUUCACCUCGGGCGAGAGCGCGCGCCCUUUGGCACUCGACGCAGAGACGGCGUCCGCCUCGGACCCCCUCAGCCCCACCAGAAGCUGCUCGGCGCCCUUGCCGACUAGGAGGCAUUCGUUCCUGCCGUUCAGCCUCGACGUGGACGCCCAGGAGGAGAUUGAGAUGCCGAUGUGGCUGAGCGAUGACGACCCUGACAACGGGAUCCUGGAGGCGGAUUCGGACAACGACGAGCAGUUGGGCGCUGGCAUCGAAGAUGAAGGUCACCGACAGAGGAGCCCGUGGGACACGCUCCUCGAGUCCAGCGGGCGCAGCGCCGUGGCGGAGGAGCGGAGCCACGAGAGCAUCAUGUUCCACCCGCGGUUCGCGGCCGGCCAGAUUUUCACCCCAGAGCUGUGGGGGCCUCGUGGCAUCAGGUUGCGCAGCUACCGGCUCAGGCCGAGCGGAGCGGCGGGCGCGACUUGGCGCGGGGAGCCUGCGGUGCCGAGCACGGCGAUGGCGCGCAUUGCGCGGCGCUCGCUGCGGCUGCGGGAGGUGCCGCUGUUCAGCCUCCGAGGGGGCAUGCCCAGGGGCGACGGGGGCGAGACCGCGCUGAACUUGUUCGAGCCGCGCUACGUGGAGCUCGCGCGUCGAGCGAACCCGUCGACCUCGAGAGGGCAGUUCGGCUACACGGACGUUGCUCAGAGGCGGAAGGGUGGCAGCGGCGUGCUCGUCAAGAUCGACGAGAGUGGGAUGCGGUGGGCCAGCAAGGAGGGCCCCGUGAGCGUCUUCGGGCGAGGCCAGAGGCGGUUCCGCGUGCUGUCCCUCGCGGCCGAGCAGGUCGGAGAUGGCAGCACCGCGCCCCUGCACGUGGCGUGCGUGCAGCUCCUUCACGACAGGGACCUGGCGCGCUUCCCCGCCAGCUUCGUGGGGCUCGCCGAGGAACCCUGUCAGGAGCCGCCGGAGACCAUCUUUGGCCAGGUCUACACGGAGGAGCAGGGCGGCUGGGGCUAUGCCUCCUACCACUUCGAGGAGGGCGGCGCUUACAUCUCCUACGAGAGCGCGCUCUGCUCCAACUUCCCCGCCCUCGACGACGGCUCCAUGCCCCCUGCCAGGAAAUAUUUCUGUGAGGGCGCGACGUUCGACCUGGCCUCGCGGACGUUUCGGGGGUCGGUGAGCUGGCAUCCCACCACGUGGCAGGGCGAUGAGCGAUGGGAGUACGAGAUGGUGUUCUCCUCUGACCUGGAGGCCAUCGUUGGCGGGAGCGUGCACAGGAUCGCAAAGGACGGCGGCGAGGUCGGGCACCCCCGCCAGGACCGCUUCGGCGUGAACCUCUGCUACCGGCGCGCGCGGGUGGGCCUCGACGGCAGCGACGCGGCCGUGCGGGAGGCCCUGCUGCGCUCCGGCCUCUCGCCCGCCGACGCCGAGGCCUCGCUCGCGGCCUCCUCCAGCGGCAGCUCCGCCCGGGCCCCGGCCGCCGCCCCGCCGCCGCGCGCGGCGGCCGCGGCCGCUCCCGUGCGGGCCGGCAUGCGCCAGCGGCGCCGCCUCCGGCACGCCUCCCGGGCCGCGCUCGCGAAGGCGGGCGGCGAGGUGGUGCGGCUGGGGGCCGUGCGGGCGCUGGCGGGCCUGGCGGCGCCGCCGGGGCCCGUGCUGGAGGCGGAGGACGCGCUGCACGCGCUGCUGCGCCGGCUGUCGGGCGAGGAGGGCUCCCUGGAGGUGCAGCUGGCCGCGGAGGGGGCGCUGCUGUCCUGCUGGGCGCAGUCCGGCGACGCACAGGUCGACGCGGAGCUCAGGAGGGGCGCGGCGCACCUGGAGGACCAGCGUCUGCCGGAGGCAGUCGCCGCCUUCACCCGGGUGACCGAGGCCGCCCCGGGCUUCGCGGAGGGCUGGAACAAGCGGGCUACCGCGCUGUGCGUGCAGGGCGAGUACAGCCGCGCCAUCGCAGACUGCGAGCGCGUGCUUGCCCUGAAGCCGCGCCACUUCGGCUGCCUCACGGGGCUCGGCGUGUGCCAUCUCGGGCUGGGCAACCGGCCCGAGGCGCUCCGCUGGCUCCGGGCUGCCCUGGACGUCUAUCCGGGCAUGCGCGGCGCGCGGGACAUGCUGGAGCAGGCAGAGUUGGAGGACAUCAUGGAGAAGCACCUGCAGCCGCGAAUGGACGCGAUCGUCGGGGAGUUCAAGAGCGGCUCAUCGGCACCCCCCCGGCUAGACAGCUCCUGCUCUUGGGACGUGCACCGCGUGAAGGUGGAGGACCCAGACGACGACCAGGCCGCCUGGGCAUACUUCUUCCGCAUGCAGAUCCGCGCCCCGCCGGGCAGCGACAGGCCCGUGCAGAGCCGGGCGCGCUUCUAUGUGUUGCAGGUGGCCGGCGGCGGCGUGGUGGCAUUCGCCAGGCCGACGCAGGGCAAGGAUCGCGUGAGCAUCGCGCCCGGCGGCGAGCACCGCUUCUGCUGGUCGCUGGUCCUCAGCUGCGAGCUCCGCGGCGCCGUCGCGGGGACGCUGCUGGAGCACCGCGGGGCCGCCCGCGGCGGCGCGCGCUUCACGCUCGAGGAGCUGCCGCAGCUGCUGCCGCUGGGCGCCCCCGAGGCGGACAGGGACAGCCUGCGGGGGCUCAGCGAGGGCUAUGCCUACACGGGCCAGCUGGACUUGCGCGGGGCCGAGUUCGCGGAGCAGACUGCCGUAGACAGCGCUAAUGCGGACGGCGGCCGUUAGGUGCUUAGGUGCCCGCUCUGGGUUUCUGCGCCUUCGCGGCUCCUUCAUCCUUCCCCACUCCUCC